GGAAAUGGGAGAGCACCGGCCCUCAAGGUUCUAGCAAAAGGGGGAACCACGGGGGAGGUGGAUCUUUUAGAACACCCGCAACCCCAUCUAGGGGAAAUCAAGGCCCAGGAGGGCAAGGUUCGAGGUCGCAGGGCUCGGGCGUAAUGAGGUGCAACAAUUGCAAAAGAAACCACUCGGGCAAGUGCCGUGAUCCCCCACGGUGUUACCAAUGUGGGGAGGCAGGACACUUGAGGAGCAGUUGCCCACAACUCGGGCAAGCCACGGGUGCAGGACCUAGUAGCGGGACCACAGCAAGUAGGAACCGGACAGGAGCACCUCAUGGGAGCACGGGGCACGGCGGGCCAAGUACAAGCAACGCACCCUCGGUGAACCAAGGGAAGACCCAAGCUAGGGUCUAUGCCAUGACGGAAGCCGACGCUCGUGCCAAUCUGGACUCCGUUGCGGUUUCAGGUAGAACUUGAAGAGUUGCUGCCACCACCCGUUGCUUCGGGGAGAUCAAGGGAAGAAGACGUGGUUCGUGCUUCUCCCGUUUCUGUUUUGAAAACAAUCUAAAUAAUGCUCAUGGAUAUUAUUUUUGAAUAAUCAUUCGGGGGCUUGUAUGCCCAUGUUUGCCGAGUGUGGCAUAAACACUUGUAUUAAUGUUUCCGCUGUUUAAAUGAAUAUUUUACAUUAUGCUUG
Cuscuta epithymum is the source of this 678-nucleotide messenger RNA. The record is from the annotation of a GenBank genome assembly. NCBI's taxonomy places the organism in Eukaryota, Viridiplantae, Streptophyta, Magnoliopsida, Solanales, Convolvulaceae.